Messenger RNA from Cynoglossus semilaevis (tongue sole), 3174 nucleotides. RefSeq lists its product as uncharacterized. Lineage: Eukaryota; Metazoa; Chordata; Actinopteri; Pleuronectiformes; Cynoglossidae. The transcript is spliced from 5 exons. The record is from RefSeq and is a predicted model, not a curated record. Bases 522 to 1370 code for a protein of 282 amino acids.
AGCGUGUGUGUGUUUGUGUGUGCGUGUGUGUGAGAGCGUGUGUGUGUGCGCGUAUUACUAUCAUGAUGCUUUUGCAUAUUUCUUUCUUUUUCUUGCCCGAACGCUCUUAAAUGAAGUCGUGGAGGUAGUGAGGCGAUGUGAGCGGUGACUUCCUUCACAGGAAUAAAAACAAUGACAACCGCGAAGACUCAACUACAACGUAGACUCAAACGAAGUGGAAAAUAACAAGCUUGCUUCAGGCAGCCCGUGAAAACAUGCCACACUGACGCAGUUCCAUCCAUGUCGCCGUGUCGUAUUGCGACGAAAGCUAACUUUUAAGUUGCAGAGUUUGGACCACACUGUUAUAUUCUUCUGUAACGGUUGGGUAAAACGGUAACGGCGACCCCCGUGUGGUACUUUUCUCAUGUGUUUUUGUGGCUUAGGUUAGCCAAACAAGUUCAGACGUAGACACACAGAAGUAAACGGGACAAGUGGAAUAAUAAGCCAUAAGUUGAUUUUUCUUCCCCCCUCACAACCUCAACAUGCUAAAGACUCUGACGAAGAAGCUAAGAAGACAUUCCCUCAAUGAAAUCCAUCCUUUCCAGUUGAAGAUUUCAUACCAUGGCAGUAAAGAAGGACUCGAGAGUGAUGAUUCAGAGGGGGAAAACCAGGAACUUGUACAGAUUGACAAAGAGAGACGUAGAAAUGGUGCUCUUACCCCCUUGGCAACCAGUCAUCAGCACAAUCAAGGCCCCCUUUCUCCAACACGGUUACGGCGCCUUCGCCUUCUUUUAGGUGGAAAUCUGGAUUGUCACUCCUCAGAGGAAGAACUUGAAAGAAUCACUUAUGGUGACAACAGGAAGUGGAUGUCCACCCGCUCCCAGCACACUGGCGAUCACCUCAGCAGCGCAUCCAGUGAUGAAGAGGUGCGGGAUCUUUGUGCCUGCAGGUCACCGACUCACUCUGCUAGACAGCUGGUGGAACCAGGCACUUGCUUGGCUGCAUCACAAAGUUCAGUGCUUGUUAGCUCCAGUCCACCAUGUAGCUUCAAGCAACCACCUCUGCGCUUUCAGCUGCAGGUGGUUCAGCCAGUGGCACAGCCUAUCAUUUUGACCCACUUUGACCAGACGGCUCCUUACAGAAGGUAUCGGCACAAUCAGGGUGGGGAUCCAGGAAGACCCAGUUUGGACCUAGAAAAAAUGCAGCAGAAAAUGCUGCUGAAAAAGAACUGCGGAGGCAAAACACGCUCCAUUAAGAUUCGGAAUUUGACUGGCAGCCGUCCUCCACCCAGAUACUCUUAUGACCCCUCUUUCUAUGCCUUCCGCUCCCUGAGCACAGCAGCCCCCUGCAGCUCCCUGAUCCCCUGUGAGGAUCCACCUCAUAGCUCCUGAGGAAAUUAGCUGAAUACUACAUUAUACUUACUUCAUUUCCGUUUGUUCUCAGCUGUUUGCUUAUUUUCCGAUUUUUGCAGUUUUUGCAGUUAGACAAAGAAUGACUUACAGUAUGGGACUUAGAUUUGGUGGCUAAACUAUUGCCCACUCAGGAAAUGCCACACGGUAAACACCAUCACUUUUAUCAUUUUCCUGUGUGUGUGGAAUCUAAAGGAACACAACAGUUCCACAGGCUCUUCAGAAGUAGUGGUGGAGCCUGUGAUAGCAGAACAGCUGUUGGGAUUCAGUUGUUAUCAGUCUGCAGAAAACUAUUGCAGGGAAGAAAAUCAAAUCUUUCAAAGUUUCUUAUCUGACAUGAUUACUAUGUUAAAGGUUCCUCAGUAACUUUAUGUACUUAGUGAGUCUUCAGUCAUAUAUUAUUAUUGAAACAAAAAAAAACCUAUUGACAUUGGUCACAAAUGGGUCAGAAAUCUGUUUUGGUAACGUGGUAACGAUACUGUUUACGGGUCAGUACAACAGCUUAAAGUUUCUGAGAGUUUCUUAAAAAUGUCGUCACACCUAAGUUCACUACAACAGUUGUAUAAUACAAACAGAGUGAAUGUAAAAUUGCAGCACAUUUCUGUCAACUUUAGUACCAAAUACAACAAUAAAUGCCAUGUGGUCUCAUUUUGAGGGAAUUGUUCCUGUGUCACUCUUUGUUAACACAGGUUGUUUAACACUUUUCCUGAGACUGAGAUUGAAUGAUUGAAUGUCAUGUAUAAAUGCGGAGUGAGUCAACAGGGUGAGAUAGUCUUAAGAACAGCUUUGCCAAUAUCUGAAGAAGGCGUCUGGAAGAAGGGUGUCGAUGUUAUGCUCUCAAACAGACCAAAAGUCCAGGGUCAAUACUUGAAGAGAAACAUAACGAAAAAGAGACUUCUCACAUCAGACGUCUAAUUGUAAAGUAACUUCAUCCAUCACACCAUAUAACAUGGUAGAAAUUGAUUAUCUGUUCAAAGCAUGUAAGGUGAUGUUAAGAGUUAAAUGUGUUGUUGUGGAGAAAGUACUUUUGUAUUUGAAGACUGGUUUCAACUGGCUCUAUUCCAACAGAUAGCACUAAACUGCCACUUGGUUUAGUCAGGAGUCUCUGUGGACCUUGAGGUUUGUUGGAGACGAACGGAGGCUGCUAGAAACAAAACAGAAUAAACCUGUGGAAGAGCAUGUUGUAGGUAGAAGGCUGCAGCUGUAAGGAGAAAGUAGUGAAGGUUGUAAAUUGAAAGGUAAAGUCAAUGGGAUGAUGGUGAGACCUGCUUUGAUGUACAGUUUGAACACAGUGACGCUAUCCAACAGACAGAAGGCUGAGCUGGAGGGGGCAGAGUUGACGAUGCCCAGAUUAUUAUUGGCAAUGACCUGAGAAGGGCACGGAUGACCUCAAACAACCAGGACUAAGACUACGUUCUAUAAAUAAGUUAGUCACAUGUUUUUGAAAAUUUUUAUUUAACAUUUAUAUAAGAAAAUACACUGUUAUCUUUCAGACAACAUGAAGAGCUACGGUCAGGUGUACGGCAGUGACGCAGAUAAAACACUAGAAUUUACAGAGAACAGUUUAUCCUACUGGUGGCAAACACACCAUUGGCUGACUCACUCACAAAGACUAUCAUGUUAAAAAGAGAACUUGGAGAAGGAAGGCCAAUGAGUGUGUGUGUGUGUGUGUGUCGCUGUUAACACAGAGACACUCAUCAUUAUCAGCUUGCAUUUUAUCCAGUAAUCCACCCAACAGUCCAGAUGGUCAGAAAAGCUGCUCUCACUCUUCCUCCCUCUGUGCACA